AUGUCUAACCCCCAGGGUCCCUUGGCCGUAGCCUCACUUUUGCGCCGGAAUAAGCUUCUAAAACAGAGACAAGGUUUGUCUCAAGGUAGACAUGUCGAUUUUUUCCGCUAUAAGCGGUUCAUUCGCGCCCUUCAAUCACCAGAGUACAAGGCAAAAUCCAGAAACCAGCCCGAUUUAUAUCCUCCAGUCGGCAAUGACGAGGAGGCCAGAAACGUGUUCGUCGAGCUGAUUAAGACCCAAUUGGUGGUACCGUGCCAAAAACUGCACAGCGCAGAGUGCAAAGAUCACGGCUUGAAACCCAACAAGGAAUAUCCAAACCUGCUGUUGUCUGAUAAAGCGCUACUACAGCCCGACGAGUACUACACUUGGAAUUACAACCCAAAAACGGUCACCGAUUAUUUGCUCGUAUUGGGUGUCGUAGUCGGCAUUCUCGCCUUUAUAGGAUAUCCUCUGUGGCCGAACUCCCUGAGAAGAGUGGUUUACUAUGUGUCCCUGGCACUUUUGGCCCUGAUCGGGCUUUUCUUCGUGAUUGCCAUUAUCCGGUUUAUCGUUUAUUUGCUGUCAUUGGCCGUCUGCAGCGAAAAAGGCGGGUUUUGGCUAUUUCCCAAUUUGUUUGAAGACUGCGGCGUGCUAGAAAGUUUCAGGCCUUUUUACGGCUUUGGCGAAACAGAGUGCUACAGCUUCAUCAAGAAAAUGAAGAGGAGAAAGCGGAAGACUGAGAAAAAGGAUCAAUAA
Molecule: messenger RNA, 735 nt
Organism: Lachancea sp. 'fantastica'
Lineage: Eukaryota; Fungi; Ascomycota; Saccharomycetes; Saccharomycetales; Saccharomycetaceae
Source: the annotation of a GenBank genome assembly